CAUUAUUUUUCUUGCUAGUAUCAUAAUUUUACCUUUGAUUUUAUGUUAAUCAUACAGGAUUUACAGCUGUGUUUACAAAUCUUGGUAAGAGUACAGGGGACGGUCCAAAGUCGAUUGGUAGUCAUUACACAGGUCAGGACCAUGAAGGACAAGUUGCAUUGUCCAGCGGUAUUCAACUAUGGACUGUGCCAUACAGUGGUGAGUACAGAAUAGAAGCAAUAGGAGCCUCAGGGGGAUACGGUGAGGACAGUCUCAUCAAGAACGGCGGAAGAGGGGCAUGGAUGAUUGGAAACUUUCAUUUAAUCGCAGAUGAGAUCAUUCAUGUCCUUGUUGGUCAAAAAGGGAGAAGUGGGUCUCACAGCACAAAAACUGCUGGAGGCGGAGGAGGUACAUUUGUAGUGAGAGGAAGCAACGCGCCUUUGAUCAUAGCCGGAGGUGGUGGGGGAAUUAAAAAAAUGUCCGAACAACAUCCGAGAUGUGAUGCAUCCAAAAGCACCACAGGGAAUGCUGGGAUCAGCUUUUCAUUGGGCUCGGGGAGAAGCAACGGACAUGGAGGACAGAUUAGUAGUGGGGAUUCUGGUGGUGAUGGCGGCGGCUUCUACAGUAAUGGACAAGAUGCAACGAGCUCUAGGAUUGGAGGUUCAGGAUAUCUUCAGGGGGGAAAAGGUGGAGAGUAUGGAGGUGGGUUCGGAGGUGGCGGUGGUUUUCGUUCAUUCAACAGGGGACCGGGCGGAGGUGGAGGCUACUCUGGAGGACGUGGUGGGUCUAAUGAACAUAUUUCCUGUGGGGGAGGGGGAGGAUCUUUUAACAAUGGAACAAAUCAGCAGAAUGAAUGUUGCUAUAAUAGCGCUGGUCAUGGCUGGGUACACGUCACAUUUCUCAAAUGAAGGGCACAUGGCAAGACUUUUGUUAACGUGUUGCGGUAAAUUACUUUCGCGUGAACUUUGCCCUAAUGUAAAUACAGUUAGCAAUUGAUAAGGUAAAGGUAAAGAAUUACUACUAGCUAGUAUUUUGCACAAAAAAAGUUGUGAAGUCAGUUCAUAUACAGUUAUUAUACUCCUAUAAUUCGUAUUUUAUUUACAGCAUUUUCUCGAAUAAGCGACUGGACGCUUAUUUAAAAUUUUUGCUGAAAGGAGAGGCGCUUAAUUAAUUGAGGGAGUGCUCGUUAGGAAAUUUUUUAACCUGAAGCUGUUCUAUAUAAAG
Messenger RNA from Stylophora pistillata, 1203 nucleotides. RefSeq lists its product as uncharacterized. The record is from RefSeq and is a predicted model, not a curated record. Lineage: Eukaryota; Metazoa; Cnidaria; Anthozoa; Scleractinia; Pocilloporidae.